CGUUUCAUCAGUAACCAGGAUCUGUCUAGAAGUGUAUAUUUUCAUUGCUGACAACUCAAAAUCUCGUUCCUUCUCAAACGUCGUUUCUUCAUACAGUCCGUAAAAUGUUCUAUUUUUUGGUGUACUCGCAUUCGUAUUAAUAACUGAACGCUCAAUUACUUGUCACGAUGUGUUUCCGAAGUCAUUUUUGCACCGCGUGCCUCUGGUUUACACUCUACUUCGUAAGUCAGAAGUACACACGUGGACGCAGACGACACCCCCACCGAAAAAGAAUAAAACCACGAUUUUUUUCAAUAGCACGGGCUUCAGAAGAGCCGUAACCUCACCGUCAUUCGUAGACAAGACGCUCUUCAUCAAGCACUUCAUUGAAUCGGGCGAGAGUGUCGUGAUAUCCGCCCCGCGCGGUUGCGGCAAAUCCACCAACCUGGACAUGCUCCGGAUCUACCUCGAGAUCCCGGACCCACUCGACGACCGCAACGCCACCUCGCGGCUGUUCCAGGACAAACUCAUCGCUAGCUCGCCGUUCCCCGAUCACUUUCUGGCGCACCCGGUGGUUUUCAUGGAUUUCGGACGGCUCAACACUUCUUCGCUCUUUGCCUUCGAGGACUCCUUGUGGGAUGUUAUCUUGGACGAGGUGGACCGCUUCAAACGCUACAGGGAGUUCUACAAGCCUGUUUUGAAAUGUGAGGGAGGCCGGAGAAAUUACUCCCGCACGGUUGAAGGUCGGUUCGCCAAGCUUGUUCACAACCUCCAGGUGUUGUAUCGGAAGCCGAUUUACUUUUUUGUCGAGCAUUUUGACUCCCCGAUCGCGUCUGCACUCAGCAACCCCGAGCUUGAGGAGGAAGAGGUUCGGAAGAUAGCAGCGCUGAUCAAUAGGUUAGUUGGAGUGGCUCAUGACUCGCAGAGCGAAUUCCCCGUCCAUUCUUUGUUCAUGGCCUCCGUUUCCGUGGACAAGAUCUACGAUCUUAGCUCUGCGCAUCCUACCUUGAGGUUCAGGCGGACCAUGGACGAUCCAGAGCUUGCCAAGUUUUUCGGCUUCACAGAGAAUGAAGCGUUGUGUCUGGCGAAAAAAUUCAACCGCAGCGUUGACGAGAUGCGCCUCUGGUACGGCGGCCGCCACGCAAGGAGCGCUGCCGAUACCAUUUACUGUCCGUACUCUACUGGCCGAUUUAUCAGAUUAGGUGAGCCUAAGGGGUACUGGGGAACACACUAUCUCAACUGGAAAAACGAAAGCUUUCCCUCGGAAAUGGCAAUGCUAGGCACACUCGGGCACCGAUUAGAGGACUCUCUGUACACCAAAAUUCAAAUCCAACCAUGUAACAUCACACUGGACGAUAUCUUCGCAUUGCGCAUUAACCUUCUGGAUGUGUUCAGCGAAAAUCCACACAUUCUUGAAACGAAACUAUGCCACAUAGCGUUGCAAUUGCUGAGCGAAUACGGCGUUUAUACCACUUCAUCAUCCAACGAAAUCAGGGUGCCAAAUCAUGAGGUGGAAUCGGAGCUGAAGCGUCUCAUCUACUCGUCCGCGUACUUACAAGAGAGGUUCCGUACGAAACCGGAAGAUGUCUCUGCCUACGUCCAAUCUUUAAGUCAAACGACGAAAAAUGACACUAAACUUUUCGAAGACAGUUUAAAAAGCAUACAUCGACUUCUAUCCCAUAGCAACGUAAAAAGCAAGAGGGACAUGUUGACCGUUUUGUACUAUUCCACGAUGGCUAGAACUUAUCGUGACUACGCUAUGUUUUUGCGUCAGUAUUCAGAGGUUCCGUUAUUCGAGUCGGGAGAGAGCAAAUAUUCCUUGCUCGAUAUGAUGUUUUUUUCGUGGGAUAGAACAGGGAUUAUUUUUGAGCUGAGGUUUGAGCAAGAGUCGGCACAUGAUGCUCUUGCGCAAAUCCUGCAAAGACAAUACGGUAGGGUUUUUGAAGAAAAACGUUUUAAGCAUUUUAUCAUUAAGCAAAAACUCUACGUCGGAGUACAUUAUAGUUCCAAGUCCAAUUUGACUACCUUGAGCUAUUUAUAUAAUUCAGAUAAAAUUGAAGAUGCUGUUAGCGUUUCUUUGCCUAUCACGGUAGGAGAGAUAAAAAAGCGGUUCGAUAACAUUUUAAAGUCACCGAAGCCAGCACGAGUUUUCAAUUUUUCAAUCACCAACAAAUGAAAAAAUGAACUAAUUUUCCAAAAUUGACCAGGAAUUAAAAUUCUUCGUUUCACUUUGUAAGUUAUUAAACAGAGUAAUUUUGAAAUAGAUCUCUACUAAUGACUGUAAAUUUGUCACUGAAAAGUCAAGAGUGACGAAUGAAAACAUUUUAUGAAUUUCACGUAUUUUAAGGUACUAGGAGCGUAUUCUAGAGUAUUAGAGACGUAUUAUUGGUAACUUAUGGGAAGUAUUUUUUAAGAGUUACCCCGAUAAUUUACAAAUUCAUUGACGAUUCUCUUAUAUACUACAAUUAUUAUUUUAGUGAAACUCAAAGUUCUUCAUGAACUGACCUUUCGUAUUUUGACAUCAAUAAUACAUGCAAAGCAUCUGACUUUUUGUAAAUCAUAUCAAUGACUAAGUACGAAACCACUUAUCUCCAAUGAGGCGUGCGUUUCAAAGUCUUCGCCUUUAUUUUAUUUUAUCAAAGAGAUUCAAGCCAACUUGAUAGCUUAAAUUUUUUAUACAGACUAUUCCUUCAACAGAGAAAAAAAAUCAAGAAAGUUUCUAAGAAAUUACAUUAAUUAGUUUCCCAAAGAAAAAAUACGGAUGUCUAUAACUUCGCAAACGGAGAUACGCGGAUUCACACUUUAGCCAUCAAAUCCGAAGCUUAUCAAGUUCUGAUACAACACAAGAGGAAACCUCUUUCUUUUGGCUACGAUGAAAACUUUGCAAACGGAGAUACGUGGUUUCGCACCUUAGCUAUCAAAUCCGAAGUUUACCAAUUUCUGAUACAACACAAGAGGAAACCUCUUUCUUUUGGCUACGAUGAAAGCUCCAUGCUUUCAGUGAGGGGUUGAAAGGGUAAUGCGAGCUGCGCGGCCAAAAAGGUCAUCGUGGCGAGAAAGGCGCCGACCCCCUACUCUCAAUGCCGUCGUACCCCAUACUGUCGUUAUGCUUCCUCAUUUUUUAUCGGAACGAUGUCGCGACAGCGACUUGAGACAUGGCGCCAGCCGCGCCGAGUGCUGCGCUCAGAGCGCAAGAAAGCCGGAGCGCCUUCAAUUUUGACGUAUGCAAUAUGGACAUCCGUAGAGCUGGAAUAGUUGUAUUAAGGCGCCUGAGCCGAAGACCGAAGUUCUAACAAGAAGCGUCCUCCUUUAUUAUCUUCAUCCGGGACCGUCCACGGUAGUUACGCUUCAGCUAAGGAGGAAAAUUAUUCUGGAGUGUGAUUUUUGUAAAGUUGAGUUUAAAAUCAAGAUUUGAUUUUUCAACGGAAGAAAUCAUUGACAGUUCCCCCCAACAAAAAUAAGUUGCGUGUAAUUUGGUCAAUUCUUUUUGGCUAAAAAAGAGCGGAAAGUUGUAAGAUAAUUCAACGAUUUUAAGCACCAAACGUGAAAUAUCAGGACAUCUAUAAGGUUCCUCUCGACACUGCACUAUUUCAGCUACAAAAUCAAAACCUCCAUUACUCUAUUUUGGUUCGCAUUUUUUCAUGCGUUUUUUGUGCCAAAAUUUACGUUAAACAAUUCUCCAGGCACUUGUUUAAAUGUCUGAAUAUUCAGAAGUAUCGGAAAAUGUAACAUGUUUUCUCUGCAAAAUCUUACAUAGAAAACGAUUCACACGACGGUAAGUUUUGAAAUCAAUUCCUGAACGAGACAUUGGCAAGUAUUUUAAACACAGAUCAAAUGGAAGUUAGAUCAUACGAAUGACGCCAUUUAUAUUUUUGCUAUUUAACCAAUGUUAAAAAAAAAAAAAAAAAAAAAAAAAAAAAAAACUUAUAUUCUGUUAAGGAGUUGAUUUACAGACUUCCCGUUGUGUGAUUUGUUUAUCUUGUGGAAUUUUGAAGAGAAAACACGUGACGUUGUGUUAUAAUUCAUAUUUUGUCUAGAAACUCAUUUUGAGUGCUUUGGCACAGAGAUCGCCUUUCUUUCACGGAUGUCAAAUUUAAAAAGUAGAAUUAUUCAAACGUUACCUCAUUGUUUUCUGAACCUCUUUGAUAUACUUGUAGGAACUUCGGUGCGGUAGUUUUCGAAACAACCUAAAUAAUCUUUUGCAAAGGAGAAAAACUUUAGAUUUUAAGCAGAAACUCCUUAAAGACACUAUUUUUUAAUAAAAUUACAGCAUAGUAUAAUAAAGCUGAUCUUUUAAAACCUGA
Bemisia tabaci is the source of this 4283-nucleotide messenger RNA. RefSeq lists its product as uncharacterized. The record is from RefSeq and is a predicted model, not a curated record. Lineage: Eukaryota; Metazoa; Arthropoda; Insecta; Hemiptera; Aleyrodidae.